Messenger RNA from Ceratotherium simum simum (southern white rhinoceros), 1752 nucleotides. NCBI's taxonomy places the organism in Eukaryota, Metazoa, Chordata, Mammalia, Perissodactyla, Rhinocerotidae. The record is from RefSeq and is a predicted model, not a curated record.
GAAGGGCUGGGGUUGGGGCCUGGGAAUGGGUAGGCUAAAGAAGCUAUAAAAUGGGCUUGGGACCUUCAAGAACUUGAGAUGUGAAGCUUUCUUAGAUAGACCCAUGAAGAAAUGGAUCAUAGGUUCAGAACACUGAGCCUGAACCUCCUUGCUUUUGUUUUUGUUUUGUUUCUGUAGCUGUGCAUGCUCCUGUAUUUGCUGUGAGCUAAAAUUUAGUGGCAAAAAUGUCAAAUUUGUAUUACUGGCCAUUAUGAGGUGGAUUUUUCAAUUAGCUGAAGACUGGAACUUAAAAUUUAAGUGUUAAUCUACCUGCUGUUGAUUUCCUGAGUGACUCUGGGUGAGCCAGUUAACCUCGUGGGCCUCCUACGUACCUGUUCGUCACCAUCUCCUACAAUGCUUGUUACCAAGACAGGCACCUGUAUUCAUCCUAAAUCAGGUCUUCUCAGUCAGGCCAUGGGUGUUUUUUACAAGCUUCCAGGGAAGUUUGAUGCAGCCAGUGAUAAUGGAGUAUGGAAAUGUGCUUGAAACUGAGUCUUAGCCUAUUUCUCAGGGUCCACGUAGAUAUUAUUGUGUGGUUUGAAUCAGGAAUGAAAUCUUCUGAAAGCUAAAAGCAGAAGCCUUUGUGGUCAACAUGGAGGACAAGAGGCGGCGAGCCCGCGUGCAGGGCGCCUGGGCUGGCCCUGCUCGGAGCCAGGCCAUGGCUCAGCCAGCUCCCACUGCUAAGAGCCAUCUCCACCAGAGGCCUGGUCAGACCUGGAUGAACAAGGAGCAUAUUCUGUCGGACAGACAGUUUGUGUUCAAAGAACCGCAGGAGGUAGUACGCAGAGCCCCAGAGCCUCGAGUGAUCGACAAAGAGGGUGUAUAUGAAAUCAGCAUAUCAGCCACAGGCGUAUCUAGGAUGCGUUUGUAUCCUGGCUUUGUGGACGUGAAAGAAGCCGACUGGGUGUUGGAACAGCUUUGUCGGGAGGUUCCCUGGAAACAGAGGACGGGCGUCAGAGAGAAUGUAACUUACCAGCAACCAAGACUUACAGCAUGGUAUGGAGAACUUCCUUACACUUAUUCAAGAAUCACUAUGGAACCAAAUCCUCACUGGCAUCCUGUGCUGCACAAACUGAAGAACCAGAUUGAAGAGAACACUGGCCACACCUUCAACUCCUUGCUCUGCAAUCUUUACCGAAAUGAAAAGGACAGCGUGGACUGGCAUAGCGAUGACGAACCCUCACUAGGGAGGUGCCCCAUCAUUGCCUCGCUCAGUUUUGGCGCCACACGCAUGUUUGAGAUGAGAAAGAAGCCCCCACCCGAAGAGAAUGGAGACUACACAUAUGUGGAGAGAGUGAAGAUCCCCCUGGAUCACGGGACCUUGUUGAUCAUGGAAGGAGCCACCCAAGCUGACUGGCAGCAUCGAGUGCCCAAAGAGUACCACUCUAGAGAACCGAGAAUAAACCUGACCUUUCGAACCGUUUAUCCAGACCCUAGAGGGGCGCACUGGUGAUGUGAGAUCUUUGAGAGAGAAGCCAUAUGAGACUGAGCAAACCUUCCACGUGAGGAGACUUCGAGGGGCUGGCUCAGCUGAGCUCGUGGUGUGGCUGUUUGGAAGAUGAGGAGGAGACUCGCUCCCCAGCCUGGAGUCCUGUUAAAUGAGACCCAGCAGUCAUGUUCUACUGUGUUUAUUGUGGGAGCAGUAAUCCCUGAUCACAUCUUGAAAUCACAUAUUUCCUUUAGGCAAAUUGAAAACGGCUGUGGCCGUGCUCA